UCUCUCCUACAAAAAUGGAGUCAAACGUCAACAACACGAAGAAGGAGGACGUCUGCUUGGAAGUCAUCGUGACAAGCCUAAACACUUCUUUCAACAAAUCAGCCUCCAACAACGACAGUGCAAAUUCUAUACGCAUUGCCAGUGCGGAUACAUCACUAAAUGCAUCCCUCCCACCAAGUCCAUGGGAAUCGCGACGCAUUCGUGCCGAUUUAAUCGAAGCCAAGGCUAGAAUUGUUAAAUUUAAACAAGAAAUCGAACGUCAACACGAAAUCGUCAAGAAAGGGAGUCAAUGUAUGAUAGUAAAGUUCGUGAACUCACUAAACAAUGUGAUUUCUCAUCCAACAAACUGCUAGACAUGGAAAAGCACAUGACUGUGAUGCGUAAGAGAGAACCGUUCCAAAU
Molecule: messenger RNA, 402 nt
Organism: Episyrphus balteatus (marmalade hoverfly)
Lineage: Eukaryota; Metazoa; Arthropoda; Insecta; Diptera; Syrphidae
Exons: 2
Coding region: 15-353 (112 amino acids)
Source: RefSeq, a predicted model, not a curated record